ACUUUGUGACUUUGGCGUAAACUUCAGACGCAGCCCCCUUUCCUGUCUUCACAUCAAGGAAAUAAGUUGAGUUUCGGAGAAACCAGCUGCUGAGAGCACAACAGGCCUUCCGGGCCUGGUCCCUGCCGGCUUGGGCCUUUGAGUCGCUGCUGGUGUGUCCAGAACCAGCUGUUGACGUUGGGGACCAGAGAUCUUACAGGUGGAGCAUUUGCCUCCAUAUCAUCGGCAAAACUCCAGGGUCUGGCGAGGCACAGGGGCGGCGGCGGCGAUGCCGGACCCCGCGGCGCACCUGCCCUUCUUCUAUGGCAGCAUCUCGCGCGCCGAGGCGGAGGAGCACCUGAAGCUGGCUGGCAUGGCCGACGGGCUCUUCCUGCUGCGCCAGUGCCUGCGCUCGCUGGGCGGCUACGUGCUCUCGCUCGUGCACGAUGUGCGCUUCCACCACUUCCCCAUCGAGCGCCAGCUCAACGGCACUUACGCCAUCGCUGGCGGUAAGGCGCACUGCGGCCCCGCCGAGCUCUGCGAGUUCUACUCGCGCGAUCCCGAUGGGCUGCCCUGCAAUCUGCGCAAGCCGUGCAACCGGCCGUCCGGGCUCGAGCCGCAGCCCGGGGUCUUCGACAGCCUGCGCGACGCCAUGGUGCGCGACUACGUGCGCCAGACGUGGAAGCUGGAGGGCGAGGCCCUGGAGCAGGCCAUCAUCAGCCAGGCUCCCCAGGUGGAGAAGCUCAUUGCCACCACAGCUCACGAGCGGAUGCCCUGGUACCACAGCAGCCUGAGUCGCGAGGAGGCAGAGCGCAAACUCUAUUCGGGCUCACAGACCGACGGCAAGUUCCUGUUGAGGCCCCGGAAGGAACAGGGCACUUACGCACUGUCCUUGAUCUAUGGGAAAACCGUGUACCACUACCUCAUCAGCCAGGACAAGGCAGGCAAAUACUGUAUUCCUGAGGGGACGAAGUUUGACACGCUCUGGCAGCUGGUAGAGUACCUGAAGCUGAAGGCUGAUGGGCUCAUCUACUGCCUGAAGGAUGCCUGCCCCAACACCAGUGCCAGCGCCAGCUCAGAGGCUGCUGCUCCCACACUCCCAGCUCACCCAUCCACGUUCAAUCAUGCUCAGAGACGGAUUGACACCCUCAACUCAGAUGGAUACACCCCUGAACCAGCACGCCUAGUGUCCGCAGAGAAGCCGCGGUCAAUGCCCAUGGAUACAAGUGUGUAUGAGAGCCCCUACAGUGACCCUGAGGAGCUCAAGGACAAGAAACUCUUCCUGAAGCGUGAGAACCUCCUCAUGGCUGACAUAGAACUUGGCUGCGGCAACUUUGGCUCAGUGCGUCAGGGCGUCUACCGUAUGCGCAAGAAGCAGAUUGACGUCGCCAUCAAGGUGUUGAAGCACAGCACGGAGAAGACAGACAAGGACGAGAUGAUGCGCGAGGCGCAGAUCAUGCACCAGCUGGACAACCCCUACAUCGUGCGUCUCAUCGGUGUCUGCAAGGCCGAGGCCCUCAUGCUCGUCAUGGAGAUGGCCGGCGGCGGGCCCCUGCACAAGUUCCUGCUUGGGAAGAGGGAGGAGAUCCCAGUCAGUAAUGUGGCAGAGCUGCUACACCAGGUGUCCAUGGGGAUGAAGUACCUGGAGGAGAAAAAUUUUGUGCACCGUGACCUGGCGGCCCGCAACGUCCUGCUGGUCAACCGGCACUAUGCCAAAAUCAGUGACUUCGGCCUAUCCAAGGCGCUGGGUGCCGACGACAGCUACUAUACUGCCCGCUCGGCAGGGAAGUGGCCGCUCAAGUGGUAUGCGCCGGAGUGUUUCAACUUCCGCAAGUUCUCCAGCCGCAGUGACGUCUGGAGCUAUGGGGUCACCAUGUGGGAGGCCUUCUCCUAUGGCCAGAAGCCCUACAAGAAGAUGAAGGGCCCCGAAGUCAUAAGCUUCAUCGAGCAGGGCAAGAGGAUGGAGUGCCCACCAGACUGUCCACCUGAAAUGUACACACUCAUGAGUGACUGCUGGAUCUACAAGUGGGAGGACCGCCCAGACUUCCAGGCUGUGGAGCAGCGCAUGCGGACCUACUAUUACAGCUUGGCGAGCAAGGCUGAGGGGGCCCCAGGGCCUGGAAAGGGAGCGGAGACUGCUCUUGCCUGAGCGCCAGCCUGCCUGGGGCCUGUGAGCCUCGAUGCCCCAGCUUCAGCCCCCACCCUAGGACCUCCAGUCUGGCUCCAUCACUUCAGCUUUCCUGCCCAAACCAGCUGGGCUGUCUGUAGUAAGGCAGGCAGCUGAAGCCUCAGGGUAAUACUGACCUAGCUCUCCCCACCUGGUCACCCGUCCUCUCUGGCUGGGGGAGGAGGGAGGGCCCUGGGAGGGUGGGGUUGCAUAGCCUGCUCUUGGGCUGGUAUCUACUGGGGAUCCCUGAGCUGAGGGAGCAUUGCUUACAGUAAGCACCCUCCUUCCUCUGGCGCCUGGAGGGGAAGACUCUGGGAAUUCUCAGGUGGCAAGACCUCAAUCAUUUAAAUAAACUCAGCUUCUCUCUUG
Messenger RNA from Hyaena hyaena (striped hyena), 2515 nucleotides. RefSeq names its product tyrosine-protein kinase ZAP-70. The transcript is spliced from 14 exons. Gene Ontology annotation, cellular component: cytoplasm; extrinsic component of cytoplasmic side of plasma membrane. Gene Ontology annotation, biological process: innate immune response; cell differentiation; cell surface receptor protein tyrosine kinase signaling pathway. The record is from RefSeq and is a predicted model, not a curated record. The coding region runs from base 269 to 2128 and encodes 619 amino acids. Gene Ontology annotation, molecular function: non-membrane spanning protein tyrosine kinase activity; ATP binding; signaling receptor binding. NCBI's taxonomy places the organism in Eukaryota, Metazoa, Chordata, Mammalia, Carnivora, Hyaenidae.